AUGGAACAGCUCUAUCAUCAAACAACACAAUUAAUACAAGAAACAACAGAUUUGUUUCAAAAGUUAGAAAUAGAUCCUUCGGAGAGUAUAGAAAAUGCAAUUCAAUCAAAAAUUAAUGCUAUUACUACAAACUGUGAAAAGUUGGAUAUUUUUGUCUUCAAGACUCCUAUCAACCAACGGCCCACGGCGAAAUUGAGGGUUGAUCAAUUAAAAUAUGACAAUAAACACAUACAGGCGUCUCUUCUUAACGCGCAAAAUAAGAGGCGGAGACGGGAGCAGGAAUUAGCGGAUAGAGAGCAGUUGUUAAGUCGAAGGUUUGGUCAUGACCAUACAGCCAUUAAUGUUGAUUUCCUAGCACAGGAACAAGCGUCUUUGCAUAAUUCGCAUCGGAAUGUUGAUGAAAUGCUUCAUACAGGUUCAAAUAUUUUGCAGACACUGAGGUAUAACAGAGACACUUUGAAAGGUGCGCAUAGGAGACUGAUCGAUUUGGCGAACACCCUCGGACUUUCAAACGCGACUAUCUCGUUGAUAGAGAGGAGGGUAGCCCAAGACAAAUAUAUGUUAUUCGGUGGAAUGUUUGUCACUCUAACUGUGAUCGUGCUUGUAAUUAUGUUCUUGUUA
Molecule: messenger RNA, 621 nt
Organism: Iphiclides podalirius (scarce swallowtail)
Lineage: Eukaryota; Metazoa; Arthropoda; Insecta; Lepidoptera; Papilionidae
Source: the annotation of a GenBank genome assembly